AUGCCAAUUGAUAUUAACCUAUUUAGGAAAGAGAAGGGUGGAGACCCUGAAAUAGUCAGGAAAUCCGAACUCCAGAGAUGCAGAGAUGGAGCUAUAGUUGAUGAAAUAAUUGGCCUUGAUGAGAACUGGAGAAAGUUGACCCACGAAGUUAAUUUACUUAAAAAGGAGAAAAACGCCAUAUCAAAAACCUUCGGGAAGUUAAAGAAAGAAGGUAAUGACGAAGGACUUGAGGAAGCCAAGAAGAGCGCCAUUGAAAAGACUGCUGAGAUUGAAGCUAAGGAACAAGAGAAGAAAGAAGCUGAGGCUCUCCUUAAUAAGAGACUUAAUGAAGUCGGAAAUAUCUUAGAUGAAACAGUCCCUCAAGAAGCUGAUGAGGAAAAGAAUCCUGUAGAGAGAACUUGGGGAGAAAUUAGAGAGAUUGAGAUCAAUGAGACUCCAGGAAGGAUGAACCAUCAUCAUCUCAUGAAAUGUCUUGAUAUGUAUGAUCCAGAAAGAGGAUCAAAGGUUAUGGGAUCUCGUGGAUAUUUCUUAAAGGGAUUCGGAGUGCUACUCAAUCAAGCUUUGAUUAAUUAUGCUAUCACAUUUUUGAUGGAAAGAAAGUAUAAUGUUCUCCAGCCACCAUAUUUCAUCAAGCAAGAAGUCAUGGAGAAGACUUGCGAGAUUGGUGACUUCGAAGAAAACCUCUACCAAAUCGAAAACAACGAAGCCUACUUGAUUGCCACUUCAGAACAACCAAUCUCAGCCAUGCACUCAGGCGAAUGGCUCCAGCCAAGCGAAUUGCCUCUGAGGUACUGCGGAUACUCAUCAUGCUUCAGAAAAGAAGCCGGCUCAUCUGGAAGAGAUGUCUGGGGAAUCUUCAGAGUCCACCAGUUUGACAAGAUCGAGCAGUUUGUUGUGUGCAAGCCCGAAGAGUCCAACGCGUUCUUGGAAGAAAUGAUCACCUGCGCCGAAGAGUUCUGGCAGUCACUAGAAAUUCCUUACAGAGUUGUCACCAUCGUCGGUGGAGCUCUGAACAAUGCUGCUGCGAAGAAGUAUGACCUCGAAGGGUGGUUCCCAGGAUAUGGAGAAUACAGAGAACUUGUAUCGUGCUCAAACUGCACAGACUACCAGUCAAGAGCUCUUGAUGUCAAGUUCGGAACUAAGAAGAAAGGAGACAAAGGUGACAAGAACCUGACCCACAUGCUCAAUGCCACUCUCUGCGCCACCGGAAGAGCCAUGUGUGCCAUCGUCGAGAACUACCAGACCGAAGAUGGAAUCAGGAUUCCCACAGUGUUGCAGCCAUUCUUGGGAGGUAGAGAUUUCAUCCCAUAUGACGAGAAAGCUCUCAAGAAGUUCAUGGAUGAAGUCGAGAAAGAAAGAGCCAAGAAAAACAAAGGCACUCACAGCAAGAAAGGAGAAGGCAAGAAGCCAAAGGCCAAAGAAGAGCACAAACAAGAAGUCACAAAGGAAGAAGAGGCAGCAAAGAAGCAAGAGGUGGAUCCAGCAAAGGUUCCUGAAGAGGCUAAGCAAGCAGAAGGAGCAGCAGCUGGAGCCCCUAAGGCAGCAGAUGCACCUGAAGGAGACAGUUAA
Moneuplotes crassus is the source of this 1569-nucleotide messenger RNA. NCBI's taxonomy places the organism in Eukaryota, Ciliophora, Spirotrichea, Euplotida, Euplotidae. The record is from the annotation of a GenBank genome assembly.